Clavispora lusitaniae ATCC 42720 is the source of this 4236-nucleotide messenger RNA. Its product is annotated as nucleocytoplasmic transporter. Gene Ontology annotation, molecular function: RNA binding; structural constituent of nuclear pore. The record is from RefSeq and is a predicted model, not a curated record. Gene Ontology annotation, biological process: protein import into nucleus; telomere tethering at nuclear periphery; post-transcriptional tethering of RNA polymerase II gene DNA at nuclear periphery. Gene Ontology annotation, cellular component: nuclear pore; nuclear pore cytoplasmic filaments. Lineage: Eukaryota; Fungi; Ascomycota; Pichiomycetes; Serinales; Metschnikowiaceae.
AUGAGCGCUGGAACUAGUUGGGGAAACUCGACAGGCUUUGGUGCCAAUACUUCGAAUUCUGGUGGUGCGCAACCAAUUUCAGGUGGACUCUUUGGAAACUCCUCCUCUGCAUUUCCAACCUUUGGCGCCAAAUCACAGGGAGCAUCUCUACCAGCAAAUACACAACAGAAUGCCAAUACUGGCUUGUUUGGGAACUCUUCGAAUAAUGCACUGACAACAUUGCCCGGUCUGACCUCUUCUGGCUUAUUUGGCUCCUCGGCGAAUAAUACUAGCAACAAUGGUGGUUUGUUUGGCAAUACGGGAUCUAAGCCUACAGGAGGGUUAUUUGGGAACACAAAUUCAUCGUCUGCUGCGGCAGGUGGUGGUUUGUUUGGGAACACGAAUUCGUCUUCUUCCACAACAGGCGGUGGUUUGUUUGGAACAAGUGCCUCGAAUCCAACUUCCAACACAGGAACUUCAAAUACCUCAGGUGGCUUAUUUGGCAACAGUAACAAGCCAGCAACCGGUGGCUUGUUUGGAAGCUCCAACUCUACUGCAAAUACUGGCGGUUUAUUUGGUCACCCUAAUACUACUGCCACUGGCAACUCGAACUCUACUGCGGCAGGAGGAUUAUUUGGAAACUCUAAUUCUACGGCAACUACAGGAGGACUUUUUGGAGCUUCCACGAACCCGUUGAAUAAACCUUCGACGGGCGGAUUGUUUGGCUCUUCUAAUACUGGUGGCAUGUUCGGUGCAUCUGGUAAUACAGGAGGAUUAUUUGGUGCAUCCAAUACUUCAAACACAAACGCCCAAGGCCCAAACAUCGCAUCUACAGCAUAUACCCCAAACCCCUACAGUUCUGACUCCAUUCUUUCCUCGAUCAAUGCUACUGAGAAUAAUAUGCCAUUGUCCAUCACAGGGUCGUUGUUCGCAAAGCCUUCGUCGAUACAACACAGGCAAAGUGCACUGCAGCCUCCAAAGAAAACCUAUCAACUGUCAUUGCUCAAAAGAUUGGCACAGACAUUUAAGAUUUUUCGGUCAACUCCAGACUCUUCAAUUGAAGACUUGGGUAAAUCUCACUUGAAGGGGAUUUUCACUCAACAGAACUUUGUUGGGGGUUAUUCGAAUAGCAACGUCGAUACUUCUUCGUACAGCGUUUCUAAGAAUCACAAGAAAACCUCUACUCUUCCUGUGGCCAAUGUCAGUGUUGGAGAUGUCAAGAAACUUGUCAUCAAAUCCAAGCCCCUCAAGUUCCAUUUAAUCAACGCAGACAAAGUUUUCAAUGCCAAGAAGAGAUGUAUACUUGUUCUGUCGAUAAACGGGGGUCUUACUACACAUCAGAAUCCCGAGGAAAGUGACUUAGAAGACACAGAAUUUGUAGAAGAAGAACAUAGAAAGGUGGCCAAAAAUGUCUCUAAGAUUCAAGUUGAAGCCGAAGAAGCCGAGAAGUCGGAACUGGAUGAUAUGGAUACUAACAAUGGCUAUUGGUGUUCCCCCUCUCUUGCUUACCUCAGCAAGCUUUCUCCUAGUGAAUUAUCUCACGUUGAGAACUUUAUUGUGGGAAGACUUAAUGUUGGUCAAAUUGCAUACAACUUUCCUGUGGAUUUGGCGGGGUUAUUUGCUCUGUGCGCUGAGAGAGAUGUUCCAGUUUCUCAAGAACUAUUUGGAAAGAUUAUCAAAAUUGAUGGCUCUAUCGUGAAGGUCUACUCCGAGGAAGAAGAAAUGAACUGUAAACCAGGGAUAGGUUUUGAACUUAAUGUUCCUGCUACAAUUACCAUAAAAGCUCCUCCUAAGAAGAACAUUUCUGAUCAAGAUCACAUCAGGCGCUUGCAAAACCUCACAGGAAUGGAAUUUGUCACAUAUAACCCACUAACACAUUAUUGGACUUUCAAAGUCAAGCAUUUCAGUAUUUGGGGCUUGAUUGAUGAUGGUGAGGAUGAUGAUAUGGUAACAGAUGAUGCCAAAAAGUUGCUUGCUCUCAAGAAAAAACAGGACGAUCAAGAGCCUGAAGCAUCGGCAACCUAUUCCCAAAUCUACGAGAAUGAAGCGUACCAAAGAGAGUUAAAGAGACAAAGAAUUGGUAAUUAUACGUCCGGACUUCCUGGAGCAUGGGACCAUACAGCAAAUCUGGUGGCAGGAGGUCUGCUUGGUGUUAAGCAGGAAUUGGUACAGAAUGAAAUCGAUCGUGAGCUUCGCGAGUACAAACAAGACAAAUCUACAGAUGCAUGGGCAAUGAACUUAAGUGAUAUCACGAGUGAAGGUGAUGAAUCAGAAGAUGCAAAAUCUCUCAAUAGUAUUGCGCUUCAAAACCCACUUUAUCCAGAGGAAGCAAAGAACUAUGAUUAUCUCAAGCAGAUAGUUAGUGUGAUGCCUCCUAACACUGAUAUGGAAGAAAUUGUCAAUGAGAGGGCAUAUGAACCUGAGGUGUCAAAUGAAGAAGAUUUUGACCAGUUUGGUGUGCAAUCUUCCCUACCAACUUCCAAGGAUUGGCUUCUUCAAUUAGAACUUGCUAAUGAUAUUGACUCAGCUUUAAACCCUUAUCUUGCCAUUCCUUACAAGAAGCAACUGGCGUUAAGCACUGUUAAGGACAUUGUGUUUUCAGAUGUUGAAAAGAGCAAAGAAAGCAAAAAUAAUUCACGUAAACCUCUCAAGGAUGAAAGCAACUUGAUAUCAGAAGUUUCGUCAACUGCUUACGAUAAUUCUGCUGUCACCAAACUAGUUCAAAAGUUGCUCGUGAGAAGCACUGUUUCCAAGCGAGAAAAUUCAUUCCCUCGCUUGCAACUCGACAAAUCCUUGGAUUUCCGUGCUAUAUCUUUCCUAAAUGGCCAUGACACAGAUUCGCAGCUUAUUGAGCUUGCAUCAAUCUUGUUUGAUGAGGUUGAUAUUUCAUCAAACUCUAAGUACCAAGCUGUUGAUCUUUCUAACAAAUCAAUUAAGCACCGACUCGAGACUCUUGAGCAACGCAACUCUUUCAUUAGCUGGCUCAAAAAAUACAAGCUUGGCUCUUCCUCGGAAUUUCAGGGCGACUCGCUCGACAUUAUUUACGAUACUAUUUGCCGAGGCAACCUCAAAUCUGCCGUUGAAUUAGCAAUUUCAUCACAUAACACGCAUUUGGCAGCAUUAUUGACACUUUUGGACUCGAAUGAUCAAGCUGUCAAAAAAAUUGCUCAAAGUCAAAUUGAGGACUGGAAGGUAACAGGUGCUAUCGAAUUUAUUCCAGCGCCAAUCAUCAAAAUUCAUAAAAUCCUAGCAGGUGCGUUCGAUGAAGUUUCUCAGGACAUUCCGUACCAUGUCGCUAUCGCUUUGAGGUUACUAUACGGCAACCCUGUUGCUAACCUACUGAGUGUCCUUUCAUCAGUGAACUGCGAGGAUAUUUCUGACGAUUUCACUACCAUUAUCGAUAUUUACUCUAAAUUCAACUACGAUGGGUUUAAAGAAGCAACUGCGCAAAUUGAAAAAUCUGAAUUGAGUGACAAGGUGAAAUGGCUUUCUUUGCAGGUAUUGUCUAAUAAGACGGGCAACCUUGACUCUUCUAGUAACGAUUCAGUUUCUAAUCUGUUUGCAAAAUCUUUAGAGGAGUCAGGACUUUGGAAGGAGGCAAUCUUCGUGUACUCCUCAGUUCACGACGAUAGUUCUGUUGAGCAGCUGAUUCGAAGAGUUGUUAUUUCUAAUAUCAACGAAAUUAAGAACGAUGAAAGAGAUAACGAGGAAUUUUCCGUCAGUGUGCUUGGCGUUCCUAGAAGCUUGAUACAUGAGGCAAUUGCUAUUGAGAAGUCGAAGAACGGAGAUUAUUGGGGUCAGGUGGAGGCUUUGGUCGAGGCACAACUCUGGGAAAAAGCACAUGUUGUUAUUUGCAAGGAGCUCGGUCCAGAAACUGUCAUUAGCAACAGUGAGCUGGGAAAGAGCAGAUUGCAAGCACUUGCUGAUAUGUUUCCUGAGAAGGGGGCCAUUAUUCCCGAGUGGAAUCAAGGGGCAGGCUUGUAUGUCAAAUACUUUGAAUCCAUUGAUGCAUUCGAACGCCAUAGUGACAUCGCUACAGAUGACUUGAACUUUCUACUUUGCAAUUUGGCGCUUGUUCAGGUUGAUUCUUUCAUGAGUCAAGUUGCCUUGAAGAUCAUGACAAAGAAAGUCGGUGAUGUGACACUUGACCACAAGCAGCAGGUUCCUGACGUCAAGCGUAAGAUCCAUGCCCUCAUUAUGGGAGAGAACGAGAGAAAUUAUUUUGAAAGCCGGUUACAAGGUUUGAACAUCAGAUAG